UUAGUUGCUUUGUGAAGGUCGGUGGAGAUCAAUAGAAUUUGUGCUAUUCAUUGCGAACUAACAAACAGAAAAAAUAUCUUAACGAUGCUGCGCCUAAUUGCCUUUUUGCUAUAUCUACAGAUGAAAAAUAUACCUGUUACCGAAGCACUACAGGUUGAAAUUGUUCUUGACCAACCAUUGAUGAUUAAAAAUGUUGGACCGAACGUUCUAGCUACAACAUUAUUAAUAACUAUGCCACCUGGAGAUUCGGGACUCUAUGCACAUACUCAUCCAGGACCGGCUGUAGGUUAUGUCUUUACAGGAGACUUACUCUUUCAGGUGAAUGACGAAUUGCCGAAAAUUCUUCCAGCUGGCAGCACUUUUUAUGUGAACGACAGUGAACGUCAUGUGUGGGAUGCCAAUGCAUCUAACACUACAACAUGCAUAGUAAUAGCAACAAUAUUCGGUCGUCCAAAUGAAGAAAUUACAACUUUUCUUACAAAUUUCAAACGAGAAAGCCGUAACGAUGCAUUAGCCAGAGCGAAAGGUCUUUGAGAAAAUUGAUAUUGUAUGUUUGGCGGGUGAGGGAACUGGGAAGAGUAAUUGAAUUAAUAAAACGUUUAUGCUUCUCCAAACGUACU
Bradysia coprophila is the source of this 620-nucleotide messenger RNA. RefSeq lists its product as uncharacterized. The record is from RefSeq and is a predicted model, not a curated record. Lineage: Eukaryota; Metazoa; Arthropoda; Insecta; Diptera; Sciaridae.